AUGAUCCAAGCAAUAUUGACGGAAAGACCAGAAUUCUGCCUGAGAAAUGUUGAUAUAAUUGGCUGCGGGAGUACAUUGGGCAGUCUAUUACGGUUUGCGCGUGGCAGAGCCCAGUCUUUCAGGUUGCUUGUCCAAGUAGUCGGCAACACAGUCUUCUUCAUCAGAAGGGAAAACUCGCCCACUGAAACCAUCCCAGAUGUCCGGGGAUACGGACAUACAUUUCCCAAGGCAUACACUACGUGGAGUGCCCUCGUCCAAGGGUCCGUGUCCCAUCAGCGGUUGGUCAAUUACGAUUUCGCUGGCAUAAAUUGCUUAGUGCGCUUUGAGGUCGACGGUUUCCUACCCGACUUGAUCCCCGAAGACUCAAAGGUCCAGCAAUAUCACACUUCUGAGACUGGAGAUAUUGAAGUUAAUGAUAUUUUGUCAUCUAUUCAAGAAGUAACGAUUUCAGGCGUGCGUUUAACCACUAAAGAUACCGAAUUAACGACACUCAAGGUCUCUAAGGGAGGUCACCAUGUCCCACAACGGGCGGUGUUUGACCUAAAAACGCGUUCUGUCAAGAAGAUGGACGUUCAAACGGUUGAAGAAGAGCUGCCUCGGCUAUGGGUCCGGCAAAUCCCCAAUUUUGUUCUCGCUUAUCACACGUUCGGCAAGUUCAAAGACGUUCGGAUUCAGGACAUGCGUGAAGAAUUGAAGCUCUGGGAAGAAUCUCAACAGCCAGCUUUGGCCAGAUUUGCCAGCUUGCUACACAUGAUAGUAUCCUUUGCUCGUAGUGUGGAUAAUGGCAGGUUUGAAAUCGAGCACGAGGAGGGCGAGAAGUGCCUCAAUUUCCGAGAGCCAGGUGGAAAUGUCAACAGUGUUUUGCCAACGAGCCUAGCAAGCAGAUGGGAUUCGGACAACACGUCCGAGGUAAACUCUUGA
Penicillium nucicola is the source of this 921-nucleotide messenger RNA. RefSeq lists its product as uncharacterized. The transcript has a single exon. NCBI's taxonomy places the organism in Eukaryota, Fungi, Ascomycota, Eurotiomycetes, Eurotiales, Aspergillaceae. The record is from RefSeq and is a predicted model, not a curated record. Bases 1 to 921 code for a protein of 306 amino acids.